Molecule: messenger RNA, 3100 nt
Organism: Marchantia polymorpha subsp. ruderalis
Lineage: Eukaryota; Viridiplantae; Streptophyta; Marchantiopsida; Marchantiales; Marchantiaceae
Source: the annotation of a GenBank genome assembly
GCGUAAAUCGAGCAGCCCUGUACAGCGCCGAUCGGCAAGCGCGGGGCUGACUUGUCACUGUUCUCGUUCCCGGCCACGGUCGGUCUCGGUCUCGGUCUCGUGCUCGAAGCGAAUGCGGGCGUGUUCCGGGGAAAAAGCCGCAUUCAAAUUUCAAAUGCCUUCUCCCCGUUGAGGUGUGCAGUGCAGUGCAGUGCAGCCUUUGCUCGAGGCCCUUCGUGGUUCCCUUCGAUCGACGACGAUGCUCAUCAAAUGCGUUCCUCUCGGUGCAGGUCAAGAUGUUGGGAAGAGCUGUGUUAUCGUUACCAUCGGUGGGAAGAAUAUCAUGUUCGACUGCGGUAUGCACAUGGGUUAUCAAGAUGAGCGGCGAUAUCCGAAAUUUUCGUUCGUCUCCAAAUCUGGCAACUAUACUCAAGCUAUUUCCUGUGUCAUAAUCACUCAUUUUCACUUGGAUCAUAUCGGUGCGUUGCCAUAUUUUACUGAAGUUUGUGGAUACGAUGGGCCCAUAUACAUGACUUAUCCUACAAAAGCAUUGGCACCGUUAAUGUUAGAGGACUAUCGCAAGGUGCUGGUGGACAAGAAGGGGGAACAAGAACUCUUCAGUGUCGCCCAGAUACAACAAUGCAUGAAGAAAGUGACUGCUGUAGACCUAAAGCAGACCGUGAAGGUGGACAGUGAAUUGGAGAUACGAGCCUACUAUGCUGGACACGUGCUUGGAGCUGCCAUGUUCUACGUGAAAGUCGGGGAUGAAUCUUGUGUUUACACUGGUGAUUAUAACAUGACCCCUGAUCGACAUCUGGGCGCCGCUCAAAUUGAUGCCUUACAGCCAGACCUACUCAUCACAGAAUCAACGUACGCCACCACUGUUCGAGAUUCAAAACGUGCUCGGGAAAGGGAGUUUUUGAAGAAGGUACACAGUUGUGUUGCUGGAGGAGGAAAAGUAUUGAUUCCUGUCUUCGCACUUGGUCGAGCACAGGAGUUGUGCAUAUUGCUGGAUGAAUACUGGGAGCGAAUGAACCUCAAGUAUCCGAUUUACUUCUCUGCAGGAUUGACUAUGCAGGCAAACGUUUAUUAUAAGUUAUUGAUAAGUUGGACAAAUCAGAAAGUAAAAGAGUCGUUUGUGACUCGCAAUACCUUUGACUUUAAACACGUUGCUCCUUUUGAUCAAACGCAGAUUGACGCACCUGGGCCGAGUGUUCUUUUUGCAACUCCAGGAAUGCUGAGUGGUGGACUAUCUUUGGAAGUUUUCAAACACUGGGCUCCUUCAGAGCUUAACAUGGUUGUUGUGCCAGGCUUUUGUGUAGCUGGAACUGUCGGAAACAAACUAAUUUCUGGGAAGGCAACAAAACUCGAAAUCGAUAAGCGCAGCCCUGUGGAUAUACGCUGUCAGGUACAUCAACUGUCGUUCAGUGCACACACCGAUGCCAAAGGUAUCAUGGAUCUAGUAAAGCAUGUAAAUCCCCGGAAUGUCGUUUUGGUACACGGAGAAAAGCCAAAAAUGGCUACUUUGAAAGCUAAAAUCAUUGCUGAUCUAGGAAUUCCUUGCUACGAUCCUGCAAACUAUGAGACUGUGGAAGUAUCUUCUCGCUGUGCAGUUAGAAUAAAUGUUUCGAAAGCAUUUGUGCAGACUAAUAUGAAUUGGGAAGACAGAUCCAUUGAUCCAAUGCUGCUAACGCGACCUGAGAAUGUUUUAAAAAUACCUCAUACGAGGGAGAGAACCGCUGUUGAAGGAGUGGUGAUAUUGGAUGAGACAUCGAAGUUGAAAAUCAUUCAUACUACGGAGGCCCCAACAGCAUUGAAUGUGAGGCAACAUGAUAUGAGCUUUACUUGUGUGUGCUCUAUCAUGGUUGAUAUCACUGAUGGGGAGGUCGAAGAGGAAUCGAAGUUGCAAGGGCUACAUACCUUCGGCAGCGACAUAGUAAAGGGUACAUCACCUGGGGACAGUCGAGAAGCCCAAUAUGGAGAAGGUGGCUCAAAUUUAUCUAAGUCACGCGAAGGGCCUCAUUUUCAGACCCAGGGUGAUGAAGAUGUGUCACGCAAGAAGUAUCGCAUGGAUGUGAAGAGAUGCUUAAGUCUCAAUUUGGAAAGAGAACCUGAAAUUGAAGAAGGAGAAGAGCUCGAGUCCCUCGAACAAAAUGAACUAAUGAGGGCUUCCAAUCCUUUUGCUGGCGAUCUUCAGCAUAAGAUUCCAGGAACAGGAAUCUCUAGAAACUUGGAUAUCAAUGCUGUGCCUGAAUCAUCCAGUGAAAUGGAGAUGGAACCUGCUAUCAGAGAACCUUCUCCAUCGCCACCAUCACCUCCAUCGGCAGCAGCUGUUCUCCACGCAUUAUCUGUGGGACUAAAUCACCUUACUAGUAGCAGGUCUAUGGUGGUGGAAGGAGAAAUUCUCAAAAGUUCCUCUUUUACUCUCAGAGUUAGCUCAGAAAGGCCGGAGAACCAAGUGCUCCAAAAACCAUCAGGGCUAGCUCCGAGAAGUUUUACUUAUCCUGAGUCCAAAGGAGACAAUAUUGUAGUGUAUUCCGCACAUUGUAGCUGGUCGUUUGAAGACGAUGCCCUAGCUAAUAGAAUAGUAUAUAUAUUGAGGCGAUGCAAGUUAAAAAUGUUUUAGCUGACUUUCGUUGCCGUAUCCUUGUGUCAUCAAAAUUUUGAAAGUAAAGGGGUUCGACAAGGUUUAGGCGCAGGCCGGAAGUACCAACUACCCACAUCUUUCUUAGAGUUUUAAUCCGUAGUUUAUGGCAAAAAGCAGGUUCGGAAGCUGUGCUCGACAGCCGUGUACUUGCCCACCACUUUCAAACACAGGUGAAGAGCUUGUCCUCAAGAAUCGAUCAUCCUAUCAGCAGUGGAAUUUUAGAGAAAUGAUGGCCUUAUAUGGACCGUCGCCUCGAUGAGUUUUCUCGCAAACACGCCAAAAGCGUUAACAGCCCAACUUGGGCUGGGGUUUUAUUUUCAGUCAUCACCUGUUUGAGAAGACUGCUAUGCUUGUACCACUGAUCUCGGGGCCUUCGAAUUGGACAUCAUGUCGGGUAGGUCUCGGUGAGGUUCACUACAGGAUAAAUAAAGAAAAACGGCCGACAAUGAUAUCCCGCCCAAGAGGUACUUUUAC